Molecule: messenger RNA, 1578 nt
Organism: Monosiga brevicollis MX1
Lineage: Eukaryota; Choanoflagellata; Craspedida; Salpingoecidae
Exons: 11
Coding region: 1-1578 (525 amino acids)
Source: RefSeq, a predicted model, not a curated record
AUGCCCGUCAACGAGGAUUGGCGACAGCGGCUUCAAUCGGGGCGUGAUUUGGCUGCACUCGCCAACGAUGUGAUCGCCACUUCAAAAAAGCCGUCACUCCUGAACGUGGCCGAACUGCUCGAGGAUGCCGCUUGUCAUGAACGCUUCCUAUAUCAGUUUCUCAACGUCGCGAGUCAACGGGCCAAAGCACUUGACCUGGUCAUCCUCCUCCCCGCAUACCGCGCGCUUGAGGAUGCCCUUGCCCAGCAGGACCUCGCCUUUGCGACUGGCUUGACCAUGGAACUUUUGGAACACCUCCUGACCCACCUCUCCCGUUUCACGCUCCUGCCAGGCCACAUUUCUGACGGCCGUGCCCUGGCAGAUCAUGCCUUCAAUGCUCUACUCUCGGGUCGCAUGGACACUCGCAUGCUCGCCGCCUUUUGCCGUGCCUUUCGACAGUGGGUGUUCACUCCUGCCCAGUUUCGCACCCUGCGCGCCGCUCUGGCUCGAGCCGUCACUGCCUCCGAGCCCGACCUGCUCGCCACCCUCCUACAAGACAUCUUGCCCUAUAGUCAGAAGGGAGACAUGCGCCCCGUUGUGGCAGCAUUGCUGAACCGCCUGGAUAUGCUACACACCAACAACAGAGUGUUGCACAACGACGUUAUCCAAACUCUUCUCCAAGCCGUUCGUCACAACCAGCUCACCUCCCGCGCCAUGAAGACGGCUUUUCAGCUCUGUUGCGGGUGGCUUUGGAACAAGAAGCACGCGAUGAACAAUUUUCUCAAACUGCAACCUGGUUCAAUGCCCUUCAAAUCCCUGCCCGAAAUGUGCGCUCGAGCCUUCAGAUCCAUUGGCCUGCAAGUCCUGCAAGAAUUGUCUGCUCACAACCAGACACUGCGCCUUCAAGUCUUGGAUGCGGUGGCUUCGAUUUUUGCCUCCUGCACGCCUGCAGUGGCCACUGACAUUGCACCACUCUUGCAAUCUUGUGCCAAGCUCAACCGCCAUGAAAAUUGCGAGCUUCAGCUAUCUCGACUCUUGGAUCUGCUAUACAUGACCACGCCUGAAAAGAUGGGGUGUGCUGCUGAGGCAUUGGCCUGGCCCUUUUGGACGCAACCAGGGUUUCGCAACAGCGCGAUGCUUGCUUUGCGCAAAUGUCGGCUGCGUCGUGAUGCAGGAGCACGCAUCAAUGCUGGGCUUUGCAAUUUGAUUUGGCUCAAAUUGUCGCUCGGUCUCCUUGCUGGCAAAGAUUUGUCCUUUACACUGGAUGACUGCGUCGCUAUGCGCCACAGUGAGCUGGCCACCCACGUUUUGGAGACUGAUCUAGAGGAGCUGCGUCUUCCCAUUCACGGCGACAUGUCAGCGGAGAGCAGCGUGAGCGAUCUCAAUGUUAAAAAGGCGCGGACCUGUGUCAAGCUUGCCGAUGCGCUUAUGGAAGCAACGCUGUUGGGAAGCGUUGGGGAGCAACUCAUUCUCGAGACUGCCAAUCGCUUGACGGCACUCUUCAAGUGGCGAAACGUGCGCAUGCUCUCGGAGACCACCACCGCGGCUUCCACGCCUUUUUCUGACCUUGGUUUGCGGUAUUUUAUUGACAGAAUGUAA